Amblyraja radiata (thorny skate) is the source of this 9090-nucleotide messenger RNA. RefSeq lists its product as uncharacterized. The record is from RefSeq and is a predicted model, not a curated record. Lineage: Eukaryota; Metazoa; Chordata; Chondrichthyes; Rajiformes; Rajidae. The transcript has 4 exons. Bases 331 to 4425 code for a protein of 1364 amino acids.
AUCAGGCUGCCUGGGCUGGCGGGAGGGAGGGGAGCUGUCUGUGUUACAUGGACUCAGCGGCUCGCUAGUCACAGGAGGCAGUCACUUUGAUGCAGACAAACAUUUCAGCCCCGGAGCUGGUCUUCUGAUCACACGCCACAGUUAACACAAAAACCCGAAAUCUGGGUCAAAUGUACCUGUUGCGGAAAAGAAGACAGAUAUAGAAGCGAGCACCCCGCCUCUGGGAGCUUUCUCCGGCUGUGUGAAAGGUGGAAGAAGCGGCGCCCGUGCCUGCGAGACAAGGUACGAGAAAUGAUUGCUUAAGACGUCCAAGAGAGUUGGAAGGCAGAGAUGGUGAUGGAGCAUCGAGAUGUCCAUUGGGUCCUGGCAUACUUUCUCAUCUGUUCCAGUAUCAUCCAAGCCACGACUGUAUCUCCGCUUGCCAAAGGCGAUUCAUCAGUCGGCAACAACAUCAUUUACAUUUAUUCCGCCAAAACUGCCCACGAUGGACAUCCAAACCCUCCGAGCAGCUCGUCCAGCCUCCUGCCGGAGAUCUCUAUCAAAGACUCCCCUAAUGGUGAGCGUGCUGGGCCUGGCCACUCGGGCAUGUCCCCUUGGUCCCCGGGAAUGGCAUCAAGUGAAAGUUCACCAGACUUUAGUGGUGAUGAUGAGGAUCUAGUUUUUGACGAUGAGGAUAUGUUUGCUGAAGACGGAGGCACGGAGAGAGAGGACAAGAGUGAUGGUGAACAAGUCGAACAGAAUAUGUUUGAAUCUGCAAAGUUUCUUUUUGGAAAUGCAUCUGUUCCGUCAGUCCUACCUGUUGAGGCAAGUUCCAAUUUUGACAAUUCUUUGUUUAAGCCACCGCAUAAUAGUACCGCAGUUUCUAAGGCAUCCCACUCCCAUCAAGUGAACAUGAGUCCGCCAGGCAGUGGGACAGCGCUCGGUGCCUCUUUUCUCCCAAAUCCCACAAUGUUUCCAAAUGAUGGCUCAAUCUUUGAGGCCACUUCUCGUCACACGACACUUCCGCACAUUGGGACCGUGCAAACCACACCUAUGCCUCUUGUUACUCGGGAAGCUGUGAAUCCAACAUUGGCUUCAGAUCAUUUGGUGAGUGGGGAGCAACAUUUAGCCGCUAUCUCUGACGUGCCACUGAGAAAGGGAAAGCCCGUUUUGGAAUUCGAAAGGAAUCGUGAUCAGACGACACCAUUGGUUUCCGAAUCAUCUCCUCCUGCGAAAUGGGAUCAGACUUUCAUCUCAAAGAAAGAGGCUGAGAAUCGUAUGACUUCUGCACCGAUGCGUUCUGUUUCUCCUUUGCUCACGGGGUCCAGUUAUGCUGCAAUGAGGAGAGAAAAAUCAUUAAUAGUUAGUCAACCUGCUGUUGGUGUUCCUGAACGUAAUGAUCGGCUGGGUGCUCUCAAUGGAACAGCCGCUGUAGAAACCAAUGCCCCAUCCAAUGCUCGACAUGCUGCCAAUGGUGUAGAACAUACCCAUAAUUUGCCAACAAAUUCUGCCACAGAGAAGCUGGUGUCUGAGGUGAGGUGGCAAACUACUGCUCAAGCGUACGCAAGUGUGAAGGUCCUCAGUGAUGCCCACAGAAUGUCUACGUCACAGUGGACGAGAAGGCCGGUGUACGAUGCUGGCAGAUUCCUACCGGCCCAGCAAACUACUCAAACAUACUCAACAUCGGAACGAGGAUAUGAUACCUUCAUUAAUCGAGCAGACAACACCUCCAUGUUCAUUGAGAUGCUGAAAGAUGCCCAGUUGGUCAAUGGUCGACCAACUAACAUUAAUCAGGGCUCCACUGUGAGGGGUACCUCUCUGGCAAUGAAUGCCAUCUCUCCAACGGCUAGGCUGCAGCACCUGACCAUGAAGGGAAAUAGAAAUGGCAUGUCACCAACUGAGCCACCCGGACCUGUCACUGCCACUUCCCUCUCACCGCUGACUGCAUGGAGGCUUGGUUCAUCGAGAGAAGUCAGCUCCGCUCUUGAAUCUGCCACAACCUUGAGAACUGAGCGCACACCAAGCGGCCGCUACAUGGCAACGCUGAAGACGGGACCGACGGCACUCGCUCAAGGGCUGUCGGCAAAAGUCUCGAACAAAGCAAAUGUUUCUGACACCCAGACACCUCUCGUGCAGGAAGGGCCUGGGACCAAGUCAGUGGGCACCAAUCCGACUCCACCGUGGGCAACAACAAAGGUCCCUUCCCCCAGUUCCUGGCCUACAAAGAUACCUGAAGCAUGGACAUCAACUAAGGGAGGUCCUGUUAAAGCAGAUGUUACACCUCCAUUGAAAGGAGCUGCUACAGAGCGGACAUCCUCACGAGCUACUGGAACACCUGGAAUACAUUACAGCAUUGUGACAACGAGGAAGGGCGGCCAUUCAGGGACUGCCACCCGAACACCGACCAUGAAAGUAGCAUCCAACACUACGGCUGGUGUCAACACUACUUCUCCCAAAGGCCAGGGCCAUCGCAAUGGGCUGGAACACAAACAGAUCAUGCCAAUCAGUGCCCACAAGCCAAAUCACACUGCUGACGCCAGGACAACUGUUGGCAGUCGCUCAAAUAAAAUCAGCUCCCGUUUUGAACUCUGCCCCACACAGGAUAGAGACUGUGCCAUCAACACAACCUUCACCCAGUGGAAGGACAUGAAACGGACUUUGGGAUUUGCUUGGGAAUUGCACAUUUAUGGGGCAGGAGUGCUGUUCGUUAUCCUCAUGGUGAUAUCACUUAUUAAUUUAAUCGGCUCUCCCAUCUUGUACAUUCCUGACCUCGGCUACCUGAUGGCGGCUCACGCUGUACUAUUUGUAUUGGCCUUCCUAAGAGCACUGUAUCUAUUUCUUGAUCCAUACGGCAGCAAAGCCAAACUGCCCCUGGUGAGUGGUUUGGUGUUGUACAACAUCACGUUUCCCCUCCUCGUCACUACCUUUGGCAUCCUCACUCUGCUCCUGCUGAAGAUGGGGAGCCUUCAAAUGCUCUCGUCGAAACUCCAGAGCCCGACCAUCCUGUCCACAAUUGCGUCUGCCCAUUUUGUCGUGCUGAUAAGCGGCGAUCUCCUGUGCCUCUUGGUCAACCCCGCUGUGAACGUGGUCCUGCACGUCUUCUCCGUUUCCUGGGCUUCGUUCCUCUUCACCGCCUUCUUCCUCAGCUAUCGCAAGCUCAAGAGUCGCCCUGAAACCUCCCUGCAGCCGAUUCAGAAAUCGGCCAUCGGUAACGAAGAACCGCUCGAUCAGCAGAUUCAGGGGAGAGCAUUAAAACAACUCCUAAUCUCCACGAGGGUGAUGGCAAUCGCCGCUGUUUUGGGGUUCCUGUGUUGCGCUCUGCAGGUCUAUGCCACUCUCUGGAAUUAUGGACUGUUGGGAAAGAAAGGGCAGUUCUAUUGGACAUGGUGGUUCCUUCAGUUUUGUUAUCGAAGCUUUGAGAUUGCAAUGUCCAUUGCCAUGAGUUUUGUGGCCUCAUACACGUUCUGCCAACAACAUACCCGACCUGGCCACACCUGCUGGAGGAAGAUUGUCCAAUAUUUCCACCACUACAGGAAAAGCGAGGUGCGUGACUACCCGAAUAACUGCUUCGACUGGUCUUACGGAACGCAGGACAGGGUAACCAGCAACAACAUCUGCAAGAACCUUCUCCGUAACCAGUCUGAGUCCAUGCCUCUGAAAGCGAUGAACGGUACCAACGGCGCCAAGCCUGCCAAGAGUUACCUCAGCAGCAACGGUUCCAUUCUCUCGCUGGAUCACAGGCCCAAAAUACCCGUCCUGGGGCCCAAAUCCCACAACCUGUUGAUAGGCCGCUCUUUUACGAGCAUCUGCAUUGAGAAGGAGUCGGCUGUGUCCCUCACUGAGUUAGACCUGCGCCCGCCUUCCCCCAUCAACCUUAGCAGAAGCAUUGAUGAAGCGCUCUUCAGAGAGCACAUUGUCCGAGACAGCCUGUUUAACAAUUCGAGUCUUCGACAUGCCAGCCAUCUAGCCUUAGAAGACUCUCGCUCUUCGUUUAGAGUGACCAAAGCUUCUGAUCAGACUAACACUACACAGGCUCCGCUGUGUUUCCGACGCCGGAAUAGUGACCCCGACUGCUUGUACAACAUGGCCAAAAGCAGCUCGCUAAACAACCACCAAAUGGAUACGUCAAAGCAGUCCGUCCAGGAACUCGACAGCACCCAGGCAUCCAGCAGGCUCCACCGAUCCGCCUCCGGAAGCUCCUUGGACAGUAUUUCCAGGACAUCCUUCGGGAUCCACUGGUACACGUGGACUCGCGAGCGUUCUUCAGAGGAGAGCGUGCCCUCUGCCGACCCCGCGAGCGAGAGCCUUCUCUCGCAAGACAAGAGUUUGGACAACCCUGACGUAACAUUGAAGAGCGAAGACCUUGAUCUGGAAGCACAAAAGAGCUUCAUAGAGAUCAGAGUAAUUGACGAUGUCAGCCUUACCAGCGAUACUAUUGAACUCUAACACAAAUCUGAUCUUCCUCAAUUACACUGGAGGAAAGUAACGGAUCUGCGUGAAGAUAAGGUCACUGGCUUUAUCAGUCAUAAAAGUCCCAUGUUCACUGUCACUGACUGAAAAAUGGGGAGUGAAGAUCAGUCGAGACUUCAUCCUUAUUCCAUGAAAUUUGACCAACGUGCGGUUGUGAAACCAAGUAUGUACGUAUUGGUACAAAGUCCUUUUCCCUGAUUUAUUAAUGCACUAGCUUUCAAAACUCACCUUGUCUCAACUGUAGUUCAUCCAUGUGACAAACAGCGUGAUUUCUGCAGUCCAAUACGCAAGCCUGGGAAUAACACAAACCUUAAUAUCAUGGGGAAAGCAGAUUAAGCAGAAAUACUUACAGGGUGAUUUUUAUUGGUACUAAAUAGGUGUCAUUAUUUUCUGUUUCAAAAAAACCCCCUCAAUCUAAUACCACUCUCCUUUAACAAUGCCUGUUAAGAUUUAGCACUUUAUCAAUCUGCCUCAGAGAGAUCAAAAUGCCAGAUUUCCUAUGGAUACAGCAAGCUUUUUCCUGGACCACAUCAUGAGACCACAAGCUAUUCACAAUCGGUCGACCUUGCCAUCAGCCCUUUCCGUGGAACAUUUCUGUAAGGAGGAGGAAGGAGUUAAUGUGUGCUGAAGCAGAAUCCUGGAGUGACACAGCGUCGAAGGAGGCCAUUCAGCCCAUCGUGCCCAGAUUGUGCCAGAGGCAUGAGUGAGGAAAGCGAGUGAGAGGCAGAGAAUCAAUGAGGCAGAGUGAGAGAGGCAGGAAAUCAAACUGGAAUCGCAAUCAAUUGUGCCCUCAUCUGGUGGAUCUCACCACUGAAUGGAAACAGCCACAAAUCAUUGCUUCUGAGCAGAUUAGACGUAUUCUUUGAAGGCAUCACCAGAUGUGGCCCAGUUUGCAUCUUGGUGUUUACUCAGCUUGCAUUGUAUUCAGCAGUAGCUAACGUAUUCGAAGAAAAUCCAAAAUGAAUCUCCUUGGUCUGUUUUCACAGAUGAAAUUGAGUUAGAAAUGUCAGUCAUUUGUGUUUCACACAUGCAAUGAAUUAUAUUCAUUUCCCAUCCAUCGUUGACUUUAACCUUCCUUCUCGCAAAUCCUUGCCUUUAUUAAAAGGAACGGUUGAUGGCAAAGCAUUUAUCACUCUGAACUGACAAUGAUUUGGCAAGUUUCCCCUGGCUUACACACGCCCAGCUUUACGAAGUGGCUUGAUCUGAGAAUCUACUGGGCCAGGGUUUAAUGCGUAGUGAAGAUGACUGAUGUGAGGGGUGAGAAAGCAGGAUGAGAGCUAACCAGAAAAUGAAAGAAUAUCAAAAUCCAAUUGCUGACAUGUAUCCAACAGUUUUAAGCCCACAGUGAGCUUGCCCAUAUUAGUUCAAGAUGGAGUUCAUAUGUCGUAGGAGCAGUAUAGUGUGGGAAGGAACGGCAUAUCUUUAAACUGAAGAUAGACACAGAAUGCUGGAGUAACUCAGCAAGACAGGCAGCAUCUCUGGAGAGAAGGAUGAUGUUUUUUGAUCGAGACCCUUCUUCAGUAGGGUUGUAUUCAGUAGGUCAGUAGACGUUGGUCAAAUGACAGCAAUUCUACUUUGUGCUUCAUUUAGUUUCAACAUGAGGUGAAAGGUAUUGGACAUGAAAUUCAACAUUUUGUAAACCAGCACCUCCAGUUCCUUGUUUUUAACACCGCAACAUUCAACAUGGCCGCGUGACUGGAAUAUGGAAAAAUUCUCGGAAGGACUGUUCUGAGCCUCGUCUGCUUUGUUCAGGAUGACUGAGGUGUCCUGCUACACCCCUGUUCCAGCUACCUACCUCCCCGCAUCUGUGGCUAUUGGUAUCAAUUAGCUCCAAGCACAGCAAACAUCACUGUUACUCUCCGCAGUACCCCUACAGAAUACAGACAAUCAGGUUGAAGAGACAAUCAUCUUUGAACAUUGCUGCAUCAUUUGGAUAUCAGUGUACACAACAUCACCAAUGCAAGUCAGAUUUAAUAAAAUAUAAAUAGGAUACAAUGACAUUGCUAUAGAAUCCAUUGGAAGAAUGGAUAGAGACAAUCACUUCAAACCUAUGUUCCUGCUGCCUGAGGUGAGGAGAGGAGAAGAUAUCUCCAGGAACUGAUACCUGGAGGAACUGACAGAUAUCUCCACAGAUUUCUUCAAAGAAGAUUGCAGACUUUUCUCCAGCCUUCCCUUGAAACUGAAUGUGGAUGGAGGACUUAAGAGAAUACAGCAUUAUAAAGCUUCAUUGGCCACCAUGACUUGUUUUCGAAUAGACUUUAAAACGUUUUAAACAAAAAAUAAAUGUUUGCAAAAGUCCCAGACACUGGGAAAACCUUAGUGCAGUAUUUUCAAAAAAGCAAUAUUCAUAGUUUGUAACGGCGGCCCAGUUAAAAACAAAAACAGCUGUUUACCAUUUGCUUACCUUUGAAGUACAGUAUUAUAUUUAAUAUGAUCGGAUGGCUCCAUCUUUUACAAUCAUCAGAACAACGUGAUGGAUGGUUUGUUGGAGAGCUUUUCUGAAAGCUGCCUGAACAAAGACCCCUGGAAAUGCACUGUUUGCAUGGAACAUAAACUUGCACUUACUUUAACUGAAGCUCAACUUCACCAUGGAGGGAGUUGUUUGCGAGACUCUGAACUUCAUAACCACAGUGCUAACGCCCUGUUAUUCACUGCCAGCAUCAGCAACUGUAGUUGGGGGUGAAUCGUGAUGUUGGCAGAAGAAACCUGUUCCGUUUGUCUGCCUGCCGUGCCAGAGGGAUGCUAUUGUUACUGAGCGUGUUAUUUGGGGGAGGUGGUAUAAUGUGUAUGCAUGGAAGAAAGUGCAUGAAUAUGUGUAGCCGUAUGCGGAACAACGAGUGCAUGGUUGCGAGUUAGUGGGGAGUUUAAACAGAACAUGUCAGAGCAAUCAACAGGUCAGACAGCAUUUGUGAAGGGAGAAACAACAUUUAUGUCUGCCCCCCCCCCCCCCCCCCCCCCCCCCGGAUGAAAAGAGGGUGGCACAGCUCUCGCAACAUUGGGUCAAUCCUAACCUCUGGUGCUGCCUGUGUGGAGCUUGCACGUUCUCCCCGUGACCGCCUGGAUCUCCCUGGUUACUCCAGUCCCCUCCAACCUCUCAACAACACGCUGGUAAAUUAAUCGGCCGCUGUUAUUUACCCCUGUGCAGUACAGAUGAGUGGCAGGAAAAUCAAAGAGGGGAUUGAUGGGGAUGUGAGAGUGAAUAGAUCACAGGGAAAUAAGUGAGGGAAUGAGACUGGUGGAAAUGCCCUGGUUUGAUGAGCUGAACGACCUCCAUCACGGCUGAAGAGAAAUACGAUAAAAAGUGCUGACCCUGAAAACGCCAAAUCUGCUUCUCCCUCCAUAGAUGCUGCCUGUCUUGCUGAACAUUUCAGACAUUCGCUGCUUUACUUUUGGAUUCACAAGUAUUUCACUUUUGAAUUGACAGGGAGAUGGACGUUGAUGGAGGGGUGAGAAUGUUUGACUCUGCAGGAUUGACAAUAAUGUGGGUGGCAUGCAUAUUACAGUGAAGGGGGUGGGGAGAAUAUGCAUGUGUGAGGCCUUCAUAUUUGGGGAAUGGUUUUGAGUGGAAGAAGAAGGAAGAAGCAGUUCCUUUUUUUGAACUGCAGCUCAUUUUUGUUCAUACUCUUGCAGCUUGAAUACGAUUUUUGUGAUAUUCAAAUGUUUAAGAUUUAAAAAUGCAUUUUAACAAGCCAAUGAGUUAGAUAUUACUGUUGGGUAUAAUUGUUUGUGAAUAUUUUUUCCCGUAUAUUCUCGUGAACAACUUUUAUGCUGAGUUUAUUAAAGCUGAAUAGUUUCUCUGGGUAAAACACUGCAGUAUUUUGAUGGUUAAUUUAGCAAGUGUUUGUUGAAGUCUGUGGAGGACCUUCAUCGAGAUAAUGGAUGCAAAAUGUCAAACACUAAUCAAUAACAUAGCCUAAAUCCUUUUUUAUUACAUUAAGGAGCCUGCCUGCCUUCCAAUUUCUAUUCUAAAAGGAUAAUUUGCUCCUUGAACGAUAAGCCUCCAGUUUAUUUGAACAGUUUCCAGUUCAGCCUUUUGGCCAAAGUGACCAAGCAGGCCUUAACCUCUUCUAUACCAGUUUAAGGCUUUUGAUUGCAUAACAUACUGCAGAUGAACUAAAGGUGCAAUAUCACUGUGUUUCAAUUCCUUUAAGGUUUGUGCUCACAGGUUUGACGAGAUGGAUGUUGAUCGCAGCAUCCACUUUGGGAUGAAGGCAAGUGCCACAGAUGGCGGUCAAUGUUAUUCAUUGCAAGGGGACCCCCAAUAUGAGACUGAGAGCCACGCUCUGCAUGACUGCCAUUAGAGACGAUGAGUCAGCCAUACUGACAUUAACAUGACAAUUUCCAGCCCUGUGUGCUGGGUUCGAGUGCUGGUCCCGAAGCUCCAUUAAAGGAGGACUAUUCACUUGGAAUUGUCUACAGUGUUGAAUUAUCCUAGCACUAAUGUUGUAUAUUUGAUGCCAUGUUGAUGGCAUUUCUGUGUUCUGUGCAAACCCCUUUGUACAGAUCAAGCACAGUGGUCAUUGUCAAAAUCACCUGUAAUGAUUCUAUAUUGCCUUUGUUGUUUUAUAGCAAAUUUACAAGACAGUAAAAGUAUACUUUUUUACGUUUUGUUCACAAAAUAAACUAAAUGUUUUUGCUGGU